GGCAGUGGUGGGAGGGCCUAGCUGGGGUGAGGAGGGGGCAGCUGUGCCGUGCAGUCUGGGAAGCUUGGGACCCACAGACGCCCCUGUGCAGAUGGCCGGGUGAGCUACCCUUGAGGGACCCGGGACAUCCCAGUGCCUCCAGCCCCACAGCAGUGCAGCCCAAGCUCCCCUGGCCUCUCCUGCUGGCUCUGGCUGCCUGGUUGUGCAGCCUUUCUCUGGACUCCAAAGUUCCCACUUGGGGUACAGAUGUAUCACCGUGGCCUGCGGUCCCAGUGGACCAUCUGAGUCCAGGAGUCUUGAACACCACUCUGAAGAGCCUGGCCAGUAUUGGGAAUAGUGUCCCUGGGGUGUGGCAUGUCGUCUGCUAGCACCUUGGCCACCAGGGGGCCGCCUCUGGUCAGGCUCUUCACCCAAGUGGACCUCUGUCUGGGCUGCUCUGGCUGCACCCAGCGCCUCAAUGAGAGCACCUAUGUCCUGUCCCAGGUGGCACACAGCUGCACCUGUGAGAUCCUUCUGGCUCGCUUUAAGCGAGCUGCUGAGAGAAAGGUCUGGCGUGAGGUGGGCCACCGGCCGCGCUUCCCAAGGCCUUGGCGAUAUAAAGUCUGUCACUACUACAGCCCGGGGCUGGGUUGUCAGUACCACCGAAACAGGUGCACCUUUGCCCGCAGCCCUGAGGAGGCACUGGUCUGGACCUUUGAACUCAAGUACAACUUCUCCCGCCUGUGGCUGAAGGCUGCAGUGCGUGGUGAUGAGCCCCAGAAUGGGCUGUGCGGAGCUGCUAGCAUCAUUCUUGCAGAGUUUGGUGGCCACUUUCAGCUGCUCUGUGCCCACUGCUUCAGGGACCGCCCUCAGCGUCUCCGCCCUGUGGACCCCCACGGACAGUGCCCUGGACAUCGAACAUGCCCCACACUUCUGGUGCAUGUCAGCACCAAGGACCACAAGCGCCAGUUCACUGAAGUACGGCCAAAGCCCCAGAAUGGCCGGCCACUGCGCUACUGCAUGUUUGUGGAGCGUGGGCAGCCGUGCCACCAUGGGGCAGCCCGCUGCCAAUUUGCACACAGUGCUGUAGAGAUGGCUGUGUGGGAGGCUGAGGAGCUGAAUGGGCUCCAGCGGGAGGCCCUGCGUGUGCUCCCCAUCCUGGGGCAAGACAAGCACGUGGCCACCCACAGCCAGCCCUCCCCAAGCAGCCAGCCCCCUGAGGCAGAGCUGUACUGUUACACCUGCCUGGUUACCUACCAUUCUCAGGAGGCCUUUGAGAACCAUUGCGCCUCCCUGGAGCAUGAACAGAUGGUGGCCUUUGACCAGGCUGUGCCCUGGAAGCACCGUGCCCCACCCAUGGGGGUCUCCAAAUUUGAACUCUGCCCAAGGCCUGACCUCUGUGAGUAUGGGGACAUCUGCACCCAGGCACACUCAGAACAGGAGCUGCAAGAGUGGAUCCAGCGAGCAAAGGCCAUGGAGCUGCGGGAGCAGGCAGCCUGGAAGGACGGGCUAAUGUCCUACCAAGCUCGGCUGCUGGCUGAGUACCAGCGCAGCAGCCAGGUCCUGGUGAUGGCCGAGACAGUCCACGGCGUUUCUGUUACCUGCCAUCAGCCUCUAGUCCAUCGGGCCCAAGAGAAGAAGAUCCAGCACAGUUGGGCAUUCUGUGUCCACUCUGAGGCCCCUCUGCUACACGUGGCCUUGCUUAAGCAGGAGCCUGGAGCAGACUUCUCCCUGGUGGCACCCUGCCUCCCACCAGGCCGGCUCUAUGCAACUGGGGAGCGCUUCCGUGUGCCCAGUUCCCGAGCAGAGUUCCAAGUGGGAGUGCGAGUGCAGACCACCUCCUUCGGCACCUUUGAGCAGUGGGUGGUCUUUGACUUUGGUCGUCGGCCAGUGCUGUUUCGGAAGCUGAGGCUGCAGCUGGGCCAGGCCCACUGCUCAGCACCCUGUGUGAGGCCAGCACCUAGCUGUCCUGAGAGGCUGGAGCGCUGGCACCCUGGCAACCGCCAUGUGGUGCCUUGUAUGGAGCAGACAGCUGAGCAGGCAGCCCUGAUGGCCAAGUACAAGAUGCCUACCCUGUCCCUGAAUGCCAGUGACCACAGCCUGGCCUCAGAACCCAUUUCUGUCACCAGCUAUCGGCAGAUUAUGCAUCACUUUCUCUAUGAAGAAGAGGGUGCUCGGCAGCAGUUGGUGGCCAAGCUGACCCUGCGAGGCCAGGUGUCCCUGAAGGCUGCGCUACAGACUCCAGCGCUCGGCAUGCUCCUUGCACCGCCAGGAGCCCUCUAUGCUGAGGUCCUUGUCCCCUCCUCUCUGACGUCUGACACAGACGCGGGCUUCCUUCUGAGCAGGGAGGUCAGCACAGCCCUCGUGGCCCCUGUUCCUCCACCUGACGCCACUGUGUUCGAGGUGCAGCUCGAGAAGCGAGCCAUAUCUGAGCAGACAUUGUGGCUGCUGCUGCCCAAGCACUGCUGCACAGCCCUGGGGCUGCAGGCUGAGGGCAGUCUUGUCUUGGAAGUGCAGUUCCAGAUGGACCCAAUCAACUUCCGGUUCUGGCACCAGGCAGUAGACACUUUGCCCGAGGAGUGCCUGGUGGUGCCAGACCUGCCUGCCUGUGCUCUGCCCCGCCCUUGUCCCAUCCCACCCUUAGUGCAUGGCAAUGACAAGCAGAAGCUGGCCAUGGGGCUUAUUGCAGGCAGCAGCGCAGGAAGCACAAAGCCUGUCCCCCCGUUGCUCAUCUAUGGCCCCUUUGGCACCGGCAAGACCUACACUCUGGCCAUGGCCACGCUGGAGGUUGUUCGGCAGCCCCACACCAGGGUGCUCAUCUGUACACACACCAACAGCGCCGCCGACAUCUACAUCCGGGAGUAUUUCCAUGGCUAUGUCAACAGGGGCCACCCUGAGGCAGCUCCACUCCGGGUGAUGUACACUGACCGGCCACUAAACCAGACUGACCCAACCACACUGCAGUACUGCUGCCUGACAGAGGACCUUCGGGCCUUCCGCCCACCCACGAAGGCAGAGCUGGAGGGGCGCCGCGUAGUGGUCACCACCACCUCGCAGGCCCGUGAGCUCCGGGUGCCUGUCGGCUUCUUCUCCCACAUCCUCAUUGAUGAGGCGGCCCAGAUGCUGGAGUGCGAGGCCCUCACCCCACUGGCCUAUGCCUCACCACACACCCAUGUGGUGCUGGCAGGGGACCACUUGCAGGUCACUCCCAGGCUCUUCAGUGUGCCCAGGGCCAAGGCUGCCAGGCACACCCUGCUGUACCGCCUCUUCCUUCACUACCAGCAGGAGGCUCAUGAGGUUGCUCGGCAGAGCCGCAUCAUCUUUCACGAGAACUACCGCUCCACCGCGGCCAUCAUUGACUUCAUCUCACACCACUUCUACGUGGCCAAGGGCAACCCCAUUCAGGCCAGUGGCAAGAUCCCACCGCCCCCCCAGCAGUACCCACUCAUGUUCUGCCAUGUGGCAGGCACCCCUGAGCAGGACAUGUCUUUGUCCUCCUGGCUGAACCCGGCGGAGGUCACACAGGUGGUGGAGAAGGUACAGGAGGUCUAUAACACGUGGCCUCACUGCUGGGGCGCCCGCGAGCAGAGGAGUAUCUGUGCUGUCUCACACGGUGCCCAGGUCCACGCACUGAGGCAGGAGCUGAGGAGGAGGAACCUGGGUGAGGUGUCUGUGGGCAGCUUUGAGACUCUGCCAGGGCGGGAGUUCCGGGUGGUGGUGCUGAGCACUGUCCACAACCGCCACAGCCUGCUCAGCCUUGGGGCAUCCACCUUGGAGUUCUUCACAGAUGCUCGUGUGCUGAACACGGUCAUGACCCGAGCCCAGUCCCAGCUGGUGGCUGUAGGUGACGCCGUGGCCCUGUGCUCCUUUGGGGCCUGCAGCAAGCUCUGGAAGAGCUUCAUCCGUGGAUGCAUAGACCAUCACAGUAUCUUCCCCGAAGGCUUGUCCCUGGCGCAGAUUGAGCAGAGUGUGGCCCAGAGGCAGCACUGGGCCUCUGUGGCUCUCAGAGCAGAGAGAACCUGGGCAUCAGUGGCCAGGGGCCCAGCUACAGAGCACACAGCUGUGGCAAAGGCCCCACCAAGGCCUAUGACCAUGAAUAGUAAGGCCACAGUGAUGGCGAAGGCCAGGGACACAGCGCUUGGGGACACAGACCCAAGUGGGGCAGCCACAGCACAGGCGAAGGCAGCAUCAGGAGGGCAUUUGGCAAAGCAAGGCCCAGCGGCAAGACCUGCGACCCCAGAGCAGGGAGCGUCUGCGGGCGCUGAGGGCCCAGAGUCUGACUUCUGGCCCUUCGACUAUGAGCUCAAUGCUGAUGAUGCCAUCCUGCAGGAGCUCCUGGAUGAGAGCCGACAGGUGACCGUGACUGUUGGGGAGGACGGGCUCUUGGACACCAUGGCCACAUCUGCAUCCCCACAGCAGGCCAGGCAGUACACGAACCUGCCUGUGGCCACGCUGCGGAAGCUGAUGCACUCUGCCCCACAGCUGUACCGCCGUUGUACCUUCCUGAAGGAGACCUUCGAGCGAGCCUCAGCUGUCCCCCUGGACGAGGCGGGCUCCAGCCCCAUCCAGGUCAGGGGCCGCCUGAACUGUGGGAUGGCCUUCACUGGCGAUGAGGUGCUGGUGCAGGUCCUGGGCCAGCUGGCUGGGGAGCAGGGUGCCCCCGGGAGGCUCCAGGGCCGCGUGGUGGGCGUGCUGAAGAGGAGGAGAGACGAGCUGGCGUUUGUGUGCCGGAUGGAUGAGUGGGAUCCCCGCAUCAUGAUCCCCAUCAACAGCUCUGUGACCAAGAUCUUCGUGGCUGACCUGAAGGACCCACUGCAGGUUCCCCUCCACCGCCUCCUCCAGGGCCAGGUGCAGUGUGUGGGGCACAGGCGCCUCACUGCAGAGGACAGGCGUACCCGGCUUUUCUGGGUCCGCAUCAUCCUGUGGCGGGAACGCUUCUACUAUCCCCUGGGCAUCAUUCUGGAGGUGCUCCCUGAAGCCACCAACUGGGAACAGGGCCUCCGUAUCCUUGCUCUGGAGCACAGCUUGCGAACCUCCUCCCCAGACUCGGCCUCCAUUUCCAAGGCACUGCAGAAACACCACACAGAGCUCGACCCAGCUGUUAGCCACCGAGAGGACUGCCGCAGUUUCCUGACCUUUACCGUGGACCCCCAGGGGGCUUGCAACCUGGAUGAUGCCCUCAGUGUCCGGGACCUGGGUCCCUGGUAUGAGGUGGCUGUGCACAUUGCUGAUGUUGCCAGUGUGGUGCCCAGAGACGGGGUGCUGGAUUUGGAGGCCCGCCAGCAGGGCGCUGUGUUCUACGCCCCUGGUAGGGAGCCAGUGUCCAUGCUGCCAGCCAGCCUGUGCCAAGAUGUGCUCAGCCUCCUGCCAGGCAAGGCCUGCUUGGCCAUCUCCCUCUUCAUUACCCUGGACAAGGGCAGCAGUCAGCUCAGGGGCCAUCGCUUUGCACCCACAGUCAUCUGCUCCCGCCGGCAGCUGUCUUACGAGGAAGCUGAGGUUCUGAUCAGGGAGCACCAGGGCAUGGGCAUGCAGCUGCCAGCUUGCCUGGACUCCGUGGAAGCCUGCGUGGUGGCCGCCUGCUACUUUGCCCAGGUGUUCCGCCGGCGGCGCUUACAAGCCACAUGCCACUAUGAGCCCCCAGAUGAAGACAGUGCUCUGGGCUUCCGUGCAGCCCACAUCAUGGUUCAGGAGUACAUGAUUCAGUUCAAUAGCCUGGUGGCUGAAUUCCUGGUGGGCAGCAAGCACACACAGAGGCUCACACCCCUGAGAAUGCAGCCCACGCCCCAGAUGGCCCAGCUUGAGCCCGUGUUCGAGAGGCACAGAGAGCUGGUGCCUCUGUCCCUACACCUCCGCCACCACCUGCGUGGCCACAGCAGCCCCAAAGCACAGCUGCACCUCCUGUCUUCCCUUUGGAAGCACAUCCAGCUCGCUGCCCACAGCCAGGAUUAUGGCCAGAUGGUGGACCUCAUCGCCACUGAUGACAUGCACCCCUCCCUGGCUCCUGCAGGCCUGGACCUCCGCAGAGCCCUGGGCCGCUCUGUUUUUGGCCGCUCCAGUCAGAGUGAACAGCAGUCGGUUGGCCACUACUCAUUGCGAGUGGACUGGUACACGUGGGCCACGUCCCCUAUCCGCAGGUACCUUGACGUGGUGUUGCAGCGGCUGAUCCUGCUGGCGCUGGGCCAAGGGGGUUCUGCAUACUCCUCCAGGGAAAUCGACAGACUCUGCCAGGACUUUGCCCGACGGCAUGCAUGUGCCCAGAGCUACCAGCGGCGGGCCUACAGCCUGCACUUGGCCACUCAGCUCAAGGCCCAGCCUCAAGACAAGCUAGGCUUCGUAGUGGAUGUGGAGCCAGGCACCCGCUGCUUCAAGCUACUCUUCCCUGCUAACCGAGAGACCCUGCCCGACCCCUGCCCUGUCCACUAUCACUCCCUGCAGCUAUCCGAGCACCCCCAGAACCUUACAAACCAGCAGGGCCUGAAACUUGUGUGGCGGCGCCGCAUCUACUCUGUGCAGGAGUCCAAGCUGCCCUCUCCACUGCCUGGCACUCUGUUUGACCCACAUGUGUGGAACAUCGAUGCAACCCUGUGGAGGAAGCUGCUGGACCUGGUGGUGGAGGAGCGCUGGCUGGAGGCAGCCACCCUCAUCCAGGAACAGAGAGGGAAUGAGUGUCAGAGGCGGAAGCUGGUGCAGGUGCACCGGAGCCCCUGUGGCCACUUCCUGGAGGUGGUCCGGGAGCUGGGCAGCGGGGACACUCUGCAGGUCCAGCUCUGUGCCAGCAUGCAGCGGGGCUUCCUAGUACCAGCUCUGCAGCUGUGGGCUGUGGCACCUGGCCUCAGUCUCUGCCUGGAACAUGUAGAGCAUCCAACCAGGUGCUUCUCAUACCACGCAGAGCAGGCCUCACGGGACCGGUACAGUGAUGCAGACAAGUACCUGCUUGUGUGGGGACCCCUCUGUGCCCAGGAGUCUGUCACCAGUGCCAUUGCUAUGAAUGAUUCUGUUGUGCUGCAGCAUGUGUGUAUUUCCUGGGACGUGGAGCAGACGCAGCAGGGGCAGCUCCAGGGUGCCUUCCACCUGGACCCUGAUUUCCUCGAGGAGAAUUGCACUGACAUUGACUUCAGCUGCUGCUACCUCUGCAUCCGGCUUGAGGGGCUCCCGGUGCCACCAACAAGGCUGCCCCCUGAGCCCUGCAUCCUUGGCCCUCCCCUGAGCAUCGAUCCUGACACAUAUACCUGGGUGGCUCAUGGGCUGACAGACAGGUGUGACCAGGAGGACCAGGCAGACCAAAAGGAGGCCCCCAGGGGGGUGCACUUCGUCAUCCACCACAUGGCCAUGGAGAAAGUGCCCCAAAGUGUGCUGAUGUGCAGUAGCCUGUUCUCAGUGGAAGUGCUGCCCAAGCAGCUUCCUGACCUCCGCAAGGAAGAAGCCAUACGGGGGCUGAAGGGGGCAUCCCCGCUGGUUCUCAGCAUUGCACUGGGCCAACCCAUCCCAUGGCCCCGGGGACUCUCCCACCAGCAGCCCUCCCAUGGGGGAAUACCUAAGAGGUUCCAGAAGCAGCAGACCUAUGACAUUCACAGAAGUGGCCACAAGCUAAAUGCCAGCCAGAACAGGGCCAUCAGACUGGCUCUGGAGAAGCCCUUCACAGUCAUCCAGGGCCCGCCAGGCACAGGGAAGACGUUUGUGGGCCUCCACAUCAUCUUCUGGUUGCACAAGUCCAAUCAGGAGCCAGUGCCAGGCAGGAGGAGCCCCGAAGGAGAGGAGCCCCAGGGCGCCCCAUGCAUCUUAUACUGUGGCCCAUCUAACAAAUCCGUGGAUGUCCUGGCAGAAAUGCUCCUGCAUUGGAGGAAAGAGCUGAGGCCUCUGCGUGUAUACAGUGAGCAGUGUGAAGCCACAGAGUUCCCAGUGCCGGGUGUGGGCAGCAGGGCCCUGCACAACAGGACCUCCAGGGAGGGGAGGCCAAGCCAGACACUCAGGAGCAUCUCCCUGCACCACCGCAUACGACAGGCCCCCAACCCAUUUGCGCAAAAAGUCAGAGAGUUUGAUGCCCGGGUGAGCAGAGGAGAAGUCUUCUCCAGGGAGGACCUCAGCUUGUAUAAGACGGUCAUGUGGGGUGCACGGAAGUUUGAGCUGGCCCAGCACUCUGUCAUCCUGUGUACAUGCUGCUGUGCGGCCUCCCCUGGCCUCAGGACCCUCAACGUCCGGCAGAUUCUCGUUGAUGAGGCAGCCAUGGCCACCGAGCCCGAGACUCUCAUUCCUCUAGUGCAUUUCACUGAUGCUGAGAAGGUGGUCCUCCUGGGGGACCACAAGCAGCUACGGCCUGUGGUCAACAAUGAGCACGUGCGAAACCUGGGCAUGGAGAAGUCCCUCUUCGAGCGCUACCACAGGGACGCCUACAUGCUGGACACCCAGUACCGCAUGCAUGAGGUCAUCUGCACCUUCCCCUCCAUGGAGUUCUAUGGCGGGAGGCUGAAGACCUGGCAGGGCCUGCAGCGGCCGCCUAGCAUCCUGGGCCAUGCGGGCAAGGCCAGCUGCCCUGUCAUCUUCGGCCACGUGCAGGGCCGUGAGCAGAGACUGCUGGUGACCACAGAGGAAGGCAAUGAGAACUCCAGGGCCAACCUGGAGGAGGUAGCAGAAGUGAUCCGCAUUGCCAAGCAGCUGACACUGGACCAGACAGUGAACCCCAAAGACAUCGCCAUCCUCACCCCCUAUAAUGCACAGGCUGCAGCCAUCAGCAAGGGCCUUAUGCAGGAGGGCAUCACUGGAGUGACUGUGUCCUCUAUCACUAAGAGCCAGGGAAGUGAGUGGCGCUAUGUGCUGCUAAGCACUGUCCGCACGUGCCCCAAGAGUGACGUGGACCACCGGCCGACCAAGAGCUGGCUUAGGAAGUUCCUGGGCUUUGUCGUGGACCCCAACCAACUGAACGUAGCCAUCACCCGGGCCAAGGAGGGGCUCUGCCUGAUUGGAGACCAUGUCCUGCUGAGCUGCUGCCCACUAUGGCGACGUCUCCUGGACUUCUGCAAGGCCCAGCGGAGCUUUGUGCCUGCCAGCAAGGUGCAAGUCCGCAGGAAGCCUGCCAUGUAGCUGUGAAGACUCCCUCCAGGCCAGCCCUGAGUGCCAGAAGUGUGGGCCUGUGGCAGGCAGCAGACUGGGAGGACCGGAAGCAGGCCCCACCCGAUCUUCCUGUUUGUGCGUGAACUUGGGAGGAAGGAGAAAGGGUGGGACCAGG
This is a messenger RNA of Octodon degus (degu), 9202 nucleotides long. RefSeq names its product helicase with zinc finger 2 (gene Helz2). Gene Ontology annotation, molecular function: ATP hydrolysis activity; metal ion binding; RNA binding. The transcript is spliced from 19 exons. The record is from RefSeq and is a predicted model, not a curated record. NCBI's taxonomy places the organism in Eukaryota, Metazoa, Chordata, Mammalia, Rodentia, Octodontidae. Bases 355 to 9057 code for a protein of 2900 amino acids.